Messenger RNA from Gryllus bimaculatus (two-spotted cricket), 201 nucleotides. The record is from the annotation of a GenBank genome assembly. NCBI's taxonomy places the organism in Eukaryota, Metazoa, Arthropoda, Insecta, Orthoptera, Gryllidae.
AUGGAUUUUACCCCAUUUGUGAUUAGAUGUAAUAAGUAUUCUCAGCUGGCUGAGAUGGUGUUACAAUUCUGUUCCAAUAAUUCAGAUGCAAAUAUUUCAAGAGUAUAUUUUCUGGGCAAUGAAAUUGUAUGCUUCCUUGUUCAGUUUUUCUGUUUAAAUUUAUCAUGUUUAACAGUGAGAAUGUUUCAUUCUUCUCUUUGA